UUCUAGAAGAGAAAAUAUGACUGCGCAAUGAGAUUUGUUAACAAAACGAUAUACUUCACACAAAGUCUAGAGAAUAAAAUGAUGGUGUGAGAAGAUUUCAAAAACAAAAUAUCCAAGAAUGAGAUCUGUAAUAUAUCUCGCUGUGCUCGUGAUAUCAAGAGUGUAUGCCCAAGAAAAAGCUGAAAAUUUAACUAUUACAGCCCCAGGCUUCAAGUUGAUAACGGAACAUACUGAGCUGGAAUUAGAUUAUAUUUUGGUGAAAGAACAAGAAGACAUUACUUUAAGGUGUAGUGGUGUAGAAAGUGUGUUAUGGGAAUGGGAGUAUGCUGGGAGUAAACUGCUCCAAGAGGAAAUGGAAACCAGAAUCCAGAUGGUGGAACUAACGGUAGACCCCGGAGCUCUUGAACCCUACUCUUCAGAGCUGAGACUAAAGAAUGCAAAGUUCUCCGACACUGGAACAUUUACAUGCAGGACUAGGGAUGCUAGUGUGUAUAACAAAGUGUACAUCUACGUGGAAAACAAGAACAAUUUGUUCAGAAGAGAUAAACAUUUCUAUCAAGUGAACGUUGAUCCAGCCAACCCGACUUAUCUGGGCUGCAGGCCAUCUACACCCAGAGGACAGAUGAAGAUUCUCAGCCAAAAGGUUGAUAUUACAAAAUCGUUAGGAGAACAUAAUAUGAGAUAUUCACCACAAACUGGCCUUUGGAUUACUGAUGCCAGUGUGCAUGAUGCAGGAACAAUAGAAUGUAUCAUUCAAUUAGGAUCGGUCCAGUCCAGCCUGUUUUUGUUUCUUACCAUAAUGGAUACACCAACAACGAUACUGCCAAAACCAAGAUUGGUGAAGGAGUAUCCUCCUGGACCUUAUCUAGGAGGUAGUCUCAUUCUCUCCUGUACUUUAGAGGUGUCAUUAAAAAUGUACAUAAAUGGAGUAACUUUGGAUUGGACUACACCCUCCCCUUCACAGGAACAGGAUAUAUCUACUGGUAGAAUAGUUCUAGGAGAAUAUAAGAAUGCUGUUGUGAACCAAGAAUAUAGAACUGAUCAAAGUCGACUCGUAUCCAGGAAUAUAACCGUGUACAACCUAACUAUAUCGGAUGGAGGAGAUUAUUCCUGUACAGCUACCAGUAUUAAUGUACAGAAACCUAGUAAACAAUCCAUUCAUAUCAAGACCUUACCCCCAGGAGAAAUUUUCAUCAGUGACUUUAGUUUUAACGGGGGAGGAUCUCUUGUCAGAAUAAAGGAGAGAAAGGAUGAGGUUCGUUGGUUGUUUGAUGUUGAAGCAAUUCCUGUAAAUAGAACACAGUACACUUGGAUCCUGCCUUCAGGGGACCCUGUACCCCACAAACAUCUAGAAAAAUAUACGAAGGAGAUUAAUGGCAACAAUGUAAAACUAACUAUUAAGGAUGUUUCAAUCCAUGAUAUGGGGACCUAUCCCUUUACUGUAACUGUAACCUCAGAUGCUGGGAAGCAAGAAUCAAAACAAACUGAACUAGAACUAGUUGUACUUCAGGAGCCUGUACUUAACAUGUCUGUACAAGGCUACAAUAACUCAUUUUACAUACAAAAGGAGUUCUAUACAGUAUCUUGUGAAGCUCUAGGGUAUCCUAUAAACAGGGAUUCAAUCUACUUGGAUUUUUAUCCUUGCUCAGACCUGGACACUUGUCAUACAAACAAACUUCAGAGAGUUCACCCUGGAGCAUUAGAACCAAUAGACGGGGUUCUAAAUCCAGCAUAUCAUUAUAGAUAUAUCUCCCAUACACUUGUACAGGCUGAACAAAGCGGAAUCUUUGAGUGUAAGGUGUGCACUGAGAAGCAGUUUGUUUGUAACACAACACAACUUCCCUUCUUCCUGGCGGAUUCAAGCUCCGGGUUUGAGAUAUCUGAGUCUCGUAACCAGAGCUAUGUUGAAGAGGAUGAGCUAACCCUAACCUGCUCCGGCUCCAAGUAUAAAUACACGGAGCUGAACUGGUUCAAGGAGGAGAAGAAACUUCAGGCUCUUCCUUCUUCCUCAGAGUUCAGUUUGUUCAAGACAUUGAUUAUUGAUAGUUUACGUCAAGAAGAUAUUGCAGAUUAUACUUGUAGAGCUCAAACUAAAGCAGGGUUGAUUGAAGAAUUAGAUAUUUUUAUUGAUAUUUUACCGAUUCUUCCCCCGGAAAUAGUUAAGUCGAAUAUGAAUGGAACCCAAGUUGACCAGCCAGCUGAAGAAGCCUGGGAGUUCAUCUGUGAUAUAAGAGGUCGACCUCAGCCUGAGAUAGUUUGGUCCAAGGAUGGAGAUCUUAUCGAUUUAUCAAAUCCAGAUCAACCAAUUGGAAACAGUCUUAUUAAGCUGAUGGACGAAAAUAGAAUACUCAGGCUGCAGUACCUGCUGGGGAAGGAUUCUGGAAAGUAUAUGUGUACUGCAAAAAAUAGAGGAGGAACAAUAUCCCUAGCAUCAAUUCUACAUGUAGAAGAACCAACAGAUAACACUCUUCUCUACUUAGUUUUAGGAGGAAGUUUGGCUGGCCUGGUGGUUUUAGGCUGCAUAUCUAUAGCAGUUUGGCAGAUAUUUAUAUACAGAGGGAAACUCAGAGUGCUGACAGCAGCUGAGCUAGAUUUGUUCGAACGUGGAGAUCCAGAGAGUAUAAAUCCUGAGUUAGGAGUAGAUGAACAAGCAGAUCUACUCCCAUAUAAUAGGGGUGUUGAGUUUCCUAAAGACAGAUUGAAGCUUGGGAAACAGUUGGGUUCUGGAGCUUUUGGAAGAGUGCUCAAAGCUGAAGCUACGGGAAUUAACAGUUGGGAGCCGGUUAGUAUUGUAGCAGUGAAGAUGGUUAAACCUCAGGCUGAUAUUACGUAUAUAAAGGCCUUGAUGUCGGAGCUGAAGAUAAUGAUGCAUAUUGGAAAACAUCUAAAUAUAGUUAAUCUGUUGGGAGCAUGCACUGAUUCAUUAAACAAGAGAGAACUUCUUAUUAUUGUAGAGUACUGCAGGUUUGGUAACUUGCAGAAGUAUUUAAUCCAUCAUAGGAACAGUUUUAUAAAUCAGAUUGAUCCUAAUACAGGACUAAUGGAUUUCAAAAUAGGCAAACAUAACAGUGAAUCUGAAAUUGUGGAUUAUUCUGCCGAGCGAGAACGUUUUGAAACAUCUGCGCACUAUGUCAGAAGUGCGUCUGAAUUUGAUGGACCUGUUACACCCGAGGGAUACAUUGACAUGAGAUCACCAGAACCCAACCCAGAUGCACAGUUCGACUUCAACAGAACUUCAACCAAGUCUGUCAGAUAUACUAAAGAACCGUAUCUAAUGAGCAGAGAGCCGUCUGUAAGCACAGGUUCUGGUAUGAUGGAAGUAUUGUCUGAUAUAGUACUCCUAGGUUCUGGUAUGAUGGAAGUAUUGUCUGAUAUAGUACUCCUAGGUUCCGGUAUGAUGGAAGUAUUGUCUGAUAUAGUACUCCUAGGUUCUGGUAUGAUGGAAGUAUUGUCUGAUAUAGUACUCCUAGGUUCCGGUAUGAUAGAAGUAUUGUCUGAUAUCUUUUGUGUUCCUAGGUUCUGGUAUGAUGGAAGUAUUGUCUGAUAUAGUAU
This is a messenger RNA of Eurytemora carolleeae, 3552 nucleotides long. Its product is annotated as vascular endothelial growth factor receptor 1. Gene Ontology annotation, cellular component: signaling receptor complex. The record is from RefSeq and is a predicted model, not a curated record. Gene Ontology annotation, molecular function: transmembrane receptor protein tyrosine kinase activity; ATP binding. The transcript is spliced from 42 exons. Bases 119 to 3544 code for a protein of 1141 amino acids. NCBI's taxonomy places the organism in Eukaryota, Metazoa, Arthropoda, Copepoda, Calanoida, Temoridae. Gene Ontology annotation, biological process: protein phosphorylation; positive regulation of kinase activity; multicellular organism development.